GCUCCUCCUGCAGGAGGCGCUGCAGAGUGUGAAGAUGGCCAAAGCCGUGGCUUCCUAUGACCAGCUGGCCCACCAGGUGGAGGCGCUCCGGAAGGAGAACUCCCACCUGAGGAGGGAGCUGGAGGACAACUCCAACCACCUGUCCAAACUGGAGACCGAGACCACCGGCAUGAAGGAGGUGUUGAAGCAGCUGCAGAGUAAACUGGAGCAGGAGGCGGGAACGCUGGCCUCGUCCGGGAGGAGCGACGUGCUGCACCAACUCAAAGAGCUCCACAUGGACCUCACCAACUACUACGAACUCAAACACCAACCUCACAACCUGAGGCUGCUUACAGACAGCAUGGGAGGGGCGAGGCUAACAGGUGUUGGUGGAGGGGUGGAGCUAGAUGCUUGUCUGGCUUUGCCUCCUUCCUCCUGCUCCUCCUCCUCGGCGGCAGGCAGAGCAAGAAGUCCGCUGAGAGCGUCAUCACGUAUGAGCGCAGCAUCUGGUGGCGAGGCCGCCGCCGUAAUGAUACCCCAUCACUUCCUGGACGGAGCCCCACCCAAAACAGCUGUGAUUAGCGGUGCGGAUGGUCGACAGAGCGAUCAUCACCUGGAGGAGCUGUACAAGGAGAGGAACCUCCUGCUGGGGGAGAUCGACCGCGAGGAGAGGGAGCGCUGCUGGUACUUCAGCCAGCUGGAGGCGCUGUCACAGAGACUGAACCAGCUGCCUCGCAUUGACACGUUUUCUCUGCAGAUGGAUCUGAUUCGGCAGCAGCUGGAGUUUGAAGCCCAGCAAGUUCAGUCUGUGAUGGAGGAACGCUUCGGCACCAGCGAUGAGGUGGUUCAGAGGACACAGAUCCGUGUUGCUCGUCUGGAGCAGCUGGAGAAGGAGCUGCAGGAGGCCCGAGGGAGUCAGGAGAGCCAGCUACAGCUAUCUGGAGCAGAGAAGCCCCCUGCUGGAGAGCCGGAGAACAACACGUCGUCAGCUGCUGCAGCAGGAACGGACGCUCCUGCAGACGGAGGCAGCAAGGUGGAGAUGGUGUUCUGGCUGCUCUCCAUGCUCGCUAACAGAGAUAAGGAGGAGAUGUCUCGGACGCUGCUGGCUCUGUCCAGCUCUCAGGACAGCUGCAUCGCCAUGAGAAAGUCCGGCUGCGUCCCCCUGCUGGUCCAGAUCCUGCACGAGGCCCCGGUUGGCGGCGCCCCCGGGGAGACGGGCGGUACGACGACAGGCUGCAGCCGAGAUGCCAAAUCCAGAGCCAGCGCCGCCCUCCACAACAUCAUCUACUCCCAGCAGGACGAGGGCCAGGCCCGCCGGGAGAUGAGGGUGCUGCACAUGCUGGAGCAGAUCCGGACCUACUGUGACAGCGGCUGGGACUGGAUCGAGAGCCACGCAGGGACACCUUCACCCGGAGGAACCAAAACCACCGACAUCCCUGAGCCAGUUGACCCUCAGAUCUGUCAGGCCAUGUGCGCCAUCAUGAAGCUUUCCUUCGAAGAGGAGUACCGACGCGCCAUGAAUGAAUUAGGUGGUCUGCAGGUGGUGGCGGAUCUGAUCCACCUGGACCAGGACAUGUACGGCAUGCAGAACGACCCCAUCAACAUGGCGCUGCGCCGCUACGCAGGGAUGGCAGUGACUAACCUCACCUUCGGAGACGUCGUCAACAAGGUGAACAGAGACGCACGACGCUAUGAACAGUCAGACGUGGAUCAGGGACAGCAGGGCUCUGAUACAAAGGUGUAUCACUACCUGUAGCCCCGCCCACAGGAG
Molecule: messenger RNA, 1750 nt
Organism: Micropterus salmoides (largemouth bass)
Lineage: Eukaryota; Metazoa; Chordata; Actinopteri; Centrarchiformes; Centrarchidae
Product: adenomatous polyposis coli protein 2-like
Exons: 10
Coding region: 35-1735 (566 amino acids)
Biological process (GO): negative regulation of canonical Wnt signaling pathway; pattern specification process; cell fate specification
Cellular component (GO): catenin complex; beta-catenin destruction complex; cytoplasmic microtubule
Molecular function (GO): gamma-catenin binding; beta-catenin binding; microtubule binding
Source: RefSeq, a predicted model, not a curated record